Molecule: messenger RNA, 6929 nt
Organism: Gadus macrocephalus (Pacific cod)
Lineage: Eukaryota; Metazoa; Chordata; Actinopteri; Gadiformes; Gadidae
Gene: mtf1
Product: metal-regulatory transcription factor 1
Exons: 11
Coding region: 804-3293 (829 amino acids)
Biological process (GO): regulation of transcription by RNA polymerase II
Cellular component (GO): nucleus
Source: RefSeq, a predicted model, not a curated record
CAUUUAGACAUUUCCUUCUGGAUUCAGUCGGUCUACUAUAUAGCAUAUCCAACGCGGGAUCGUGAAAUUAAUGCGAAAUCAAAUUCCGGCUAAAAAAAGGCGGAGGUAUCCCAUCGUCGACAGUGAAGGAGCAAGCUAGUGGUGGCUAACAGGCUAGCAUGUUGGCUAGUUAGCACACUGGCUAGCAGCUCCCAGUCGGGGGUGGUGAAUAUCGCUUGUUUGAUCAUUUUAGGGAGGAGAAAGGACGUUUAAUGUGAGAAAUGGGUGUGCAUCAGGCCGUUUCUCCUUCCGGUAUGACAGACCGAGAGGCUCGUUCCCCAGGCACGCCAGAGCACUGUCUGAAGAUGGGCGUCACGUUAGCUUUAGUUUACUACUAUGAUUGAAGACACAUUGGAAGAUGCUUCAAGAGAGACAUACAUGACACAAUGGUUCUGCUCGUGAAUAUUGGGUUAGACCUUUCUUUUUAGAGGGCUAACGUUACCGAGGGUGAAACCGUAGCAAUCUGUACCCUGCGUGCUUCAGAUACUACAAGGUUGUAAACAACAUAGUCUUGAAUGCACACAGUCCUUGAAUGUGGCUGUGGCUCGGUGACAGGCAUGUAUAUUCUCUUCUGUGCUGACUGGUGACUUGAGAAGAGAGCCUGACCUUUUCACCUUCUUAUAAGUUGAGGCUACUGUGGCCUGACUUGCCGCUGGUGUCCCGUGACUUCAUCUGAGGCUCUAUCAUUGCAAUUAGAAACCUCCAGAAGACACGUACUUCAUGAGCGAGCCCUCUUUGCCGCGGCAAGAGUGGCACCUGGUACCAUGAGUGAGAAUGGCCCUCAUAUCAAGCCCUCGAUGUACUUCGAGGUGAAGGUCGGCCCUCUGGACAGGGACGAGGAGGAGGAAGAAGACGAGGACAAGAUCCCCUUCGACAAGGAUGAAGAUGACGACGACAACCUGAUGGCGGAACCCUCAUCGUCGUCGGGGCGCAUAUACGACCGCACCACGGUGCUCAUAGAGCAGGACCCCAUCCGCCUGGACGAGGAGGGCGAGGAGGACCACCACCACCACCACCACCACCACUGCGGCGGCGACGAAGAUGGGGUGACCUUCCUCACAGAGGGGGAGGGCGACGAUGAUGAUGAGGAGCAGGAGGAGCAGCGGUCGCUGGCCUUCAUGACCGACGCGGACGGCAUGUCCCAGGGCUACGUGCACCACACCAUCUCCCCCGACCAGAUCCAGUUCAUCAUCAACCCGGGCAACACGCCCAUGCCGCGGAACAUCGAGGGCGCCACCCUGACGCUCCACUCAGAAUGUCCCGAGACCAAGCAAAGAGAGGUGAAGCGCUAUCAGUGCAUGUUUGAGGGCUGCACACGGACCUACAGCACGGCGGGGAACCUGCGCACACACCAGAAGACCCACCGGGGGGAGUACACGUUUGUUUGCAACCAGCAGGGCUGUGGCAAGGCCUUCCUCACCUCCUACAGCCUCAAGAUCCACGUGCGUGUCCACACCAAGGAGAAGCCCUUCGAGUGCAACGUGCAGGGCUGUGAAAAGGCCUUCAACACGCUUUACAGGCUCAAAGCCCACCAGAGACUCCACACGGGAAAGACGUUCAACUGUGAAUCAGAGGGCUGCACCAAGUACUUCACCACACUCAGUGAUCUGAGGAAGCACAUCCGCACCCACACCGGGGAGAAGCCAUUCCGGUGUGACCAUGACGGUUGUGGAAAGGCCUUUGCUGCCAGUCAUCAUCUCAAAACGCACGUACGGACACACACAGGGGAGAAGCCGUUCAACUGCCCAAGCGACGGCUGUGAGAAGACGUUCAGCAGCCAGUACAGUCUAAAGAGCCACAUCAGGGGCCACGGCAAGGGUCAGCCCUUCACCGUCACACUCAGCCACCCGCUGUCUGAGGAUGCCAAUCACUCGCUGUGUCUCAGUGACCUAAGCCUCAUCUCCACUGACUCUGAGCUCAGAGAAAACAUCAACAACGCUCAGAACCUGGACCUGAACAACGUGACGCCAAUCAAGAUCUUUGAGCUCAUGUUCCAGAGUCCGGAGAACAGCGUGAGCCAGGACGACGGGCCUUCACACGAAGGCCUGGUGGAGUCCUUCAUCCUGGAGACCAGCGCUCGGCCGGGGGCCGGCGACGGCUCCUCCAUCCUCUCCUUCUCCUUCAGCCCCGCCUCCCCCCGCCCCCACGGCGCCACCGUGGUGGACACCUCCCACGCCUCAUGCUGUCAGCCCCCCACCCCGAGCUGUACGCAGUCCAGCUCCGCCUCCUUCGCCCCCGUGCCGGGCCCCCCGCCGGCCCCCGCUCUGCCGGACCCGCCCUCGGCCCAGCCCCCGCCCGCCGCCCACACCCACCCCCCGCCCGCCGCCCCUGGUGACCUGGCGGUGCAGCAGCCCCCGGCCCCCCAGCACUUCGUCACCCUACCACCUUCCUACCUGCACCCCGACGGCCAGCCCACCCGGACCGCCCCCCCUCCCCUUGGACCGCCUGUGGCAACGCCUCCGGACCCAGCUCUGGCCCCCCCGGCCUCUGCUCCCUCCACCCUUCCAGCCGCAGAGAUCCUACCGCCGGCGGCUCACCCCAUAGCAGUCCCCUCCAUACCCAUCCCUGUUUCCAGCCUGGCCCCCGCCCCCACCACCUUCACCAUCGCCCCCACGCAGAGCCUGCUGCAGCCCAGCCUGGUCAUGUCCGACCAGAAUCUGCAGUGGAUCCUGAGCAGCGCCGCCAACAGCCAGCAGAACCCCGACCAAGCGCACCCAGGAGCUCCGAAGGUAGAGAAGGUCUUCUUUACCACCGCCAUCCCAGUAGGCGGCAGCGCAGGCAGUUCGGUUCAGCAGAUCGGUCUCAGUCUGCCCGUCAUCAUCAUCAAGCAGGAGGAGUCGUGCCAGUGUCAGUGUGCCUGCCGAGACGCCGUUAAGGACAGAGCCCCUCCCACUGCCGCGUUACCCCGGCAACAACCCCCUGACCCCGCGCCGCCGCCGCCGCUGCCUCCUCCUCCUCCACCACCACCUCCAACGCUGCCUUCGGAGCCCUCGCAGCCGGCAGCCUCAUCUCCACCCACCGCAGGAGGCCUCCCUCCGUCUUCCUCCCAGCCGGCGGAGGUGGUCCUGGGGGUCUCCUCCUCCUCCUCUCCUUCGCAGACGUUGGCCAACAUCGACGUGUCAGACUUCCUGUCGCUACAGAGCCCCGAGGCGGCGGCCAACAUGGCGGCUCUUCUCCUCGAUGCUGAGGAAUUCAACAUGGCCGCCGACAAUGGCAGCAGCGGUAGCGGCGGUGGUGGAGAGGGGGACGCUUGAGUCCAUCGCUGUGCUCUUGGCUCCGUCCUCUCACACUUUCCCAUCGCGGCCGUCGGGCCGUCGGACCCCCGCAGUGCAUUCUGGAUCUCAUUCCACGGGGAGCGCCGUGAUCAAAUUAACCGCGUGUUGUUCAGCAGCAGUGUUAGUGCUCGCGUGUUACUUCUGAACGGGGAGGGGGGGCACGAAGCGGGGGUGGGGGGGGGGACUUGGAUAGCUCUAGCCUAUCCAUUCAUAAGCCCUCCCCCCACCCCACCCCUAUGAUGUAUCAAGUUCCUGUUGUCUAAGCACUGAAAAUCGAUUGAAAUUCCAUUAUGAGAAGUGAAAUUUAGAAGACUGAACUUGACCUGAAGCUUUUUAUUGACUAUCCUAGUACUGUACCGCGGGAACAGAAUGCACUGUGAGGACGUUGAUGGAUCCAGGUGAAUCAGAAAUGGGCUGGCAGCAGAAUGCUACCCGGGGUUGGGGGUUGGGGGUUGGGGGGGGGGGGUAGUCCCUUUUCAUGUUGUUAUUCUGUCUGCACCUCCAACAUAUGAAGUAGGCUCCUCAGUUUUUGAAAAGACGAGCGCAGUCCACACAAUGUGACCUUUUCUCUUCAGUUUCCUCGAUCCUCCGCUGUAAGCGCCACUAAUCAACACCACAAUUGGUUUGCCUUUCUUUGUUUUGUUUCACUUUUGAAUGAAUUUAAAUGGAGUCACGCGCAGGUUACCUUGAGCGUCAACUAAUAAUUUAAUUUGUUAAUUUAUUGAAAAUGCCUGCUCCUUUUCACAUGCCAGAUUUGAUGUAAGGGACGGCGGAGAAAUAAUUUUUUUGAAUUUUGUAAUUUAUUUCAUGUCUACCUUUUAGGUUACUUUCUUUUAUUGUGUUACUGAUUUCCUUCUGCAAACAUGAUUGGACCUGCUAAAAGUGUGUGUGUGUGUGUGUGUGUGUGUGUGUGUGUGUGUGUGUGUGUGUGUGUGUGUGUGUGUGUGUGUGUGUGUGUGUGUGUGUGUGUGUGUGUGUGUGUGUGUGUGUGUGUGUGUGUGUGUGUGUGUGUGUGCUGACGUUCUGUUUGGGGCUCCAUGUUGAAUAGCACUUUGACCCUCAGGGAUGCAUCGACUCCUAGCUGGGCCUGACCACCUUCGAUGAACUGACCUUUCUUUAGCCCAUACAGUUCUUUAAACAGGCGCCUAAACACUUGCCGUUUCCGGGAUGUUUGCUGCCCUUACCCCUGUCCUCUGCCUUUUGCACACAAACACGCUUUCUCUCCUGCGUCACGCGGCCUCCUCCUCCACUGCCCCGGGUCCCAUUGCUGUACCGGGAGUGGGCUCUGACCCGUCUCUACUGUAAAUACAUUUAGCGGAACCUGUAGAUCGUUUGAGAGUUUGUAUUUUUGUAUAGAGUUUUGAAUCCCAUCCCCCUCGAUGGGUUUGUUGGAAGGGGGGGGGCGGCGGGAGGAGGUGGGGAGUCCAGUAGCCACUCCUCACCUUGCACCCCUCACCAACUCUUAUGCAGAAGAGUUUAUCUGUAAGUCGCCGGUCCGCUCGGGCUCGUGUAGGCUAAUAGUGAUAUUGAAAAUAUAAAGCAACAGCUAGCCUCGCGCUCAGAGUUAUAUAAACAGAGGGACACAAUGCAAUGAUGAGCGAGCAGAGCAGAAGGCCCAUGGAGACGGUGCCCCUCGACCUUACCCCCGGAGCCGGGCUGCGUGUCCACUCAGCCCGCCCUGCCUUCUCAGCCUCUGGCACGUCUCUGACAUGACUAGCCUCACUCACACAGGCCAAUGUUUGACCUAGUAACUGGCAUGCCAAGCCAAGCAAUCCUAUUGGUUGGAUAAUCACUUUAUUGCGUAUCGGAGCGUCGGGACUCGCCGACGGGAACGGGUCUAUUCCAAAGUUCUGACCUGUUUGAAUCCAGUGGCAUCCCGGCUUCAGAGAGUUAAAGUCCUGCCAUGUUUUCUGCCCCACCCAUGCACUCAGAGCUGUUUUAUCACACGAGCUGUUGAACCCCUUGUUUGUGAUCAGCAGCUUAUUCCAAAGGAUGGCCCCCCUGGAUGGGGACUUAAUUUGUGAUGCUAUGGUUCCACCUAUGCCUGAAUUAUACAUGCUGUGUCACGCCCAGCCAAGAUCUGUUGGACCCCUCCCCUGGUUCUUCCCACCAGGGCGAGUGGUCGCUGGGAAUGGAAACUGCCAUCCAUACGUUCAUGAACACAAUGCAUACUUUAGAGCUAAAUACUAUGCAAUUCCUAACCAUUGCCAACAGUGGCACUCAGUGACGAGUAUUCACAGAUCAAACGAAAACUGUCUAAAUUGAAAAAUGUCAGCUGGCUCAUUUCCACGAGGUAGAGCAUUCUGUAUUAAUGUAUAAUGCUCUACCCUCAACAUGGUGUCAUGAAUUUCAAUGUGCACAUGGUUUUUCUUUUUCAUACCAACUGCGAUUUCAGUUAGAGUGGAUACUUUUGGGCAUUAAGGUUGACUAUUGUUUUGAAGUGCUUACCCAUGCAUUAUGAACCGUGACUUAACCGUUGUGCACUAUUACCUAUUGGCUCGUUACUUUCUGGUGACAUCACUUACCAUAGUUUGUGUAGAGAGACAGUCGUGUUCAAAUUAUUAACAAGCUAGACUGCAUAUUGUAUUUUUUUCUAAAUUACUUCCAACUGGAUUGAAACUAUUUCCCGUAACUAUGGCCGUUGUGACUUCAAACAUUCACAUCGAUAGCAACUGGUACCUGCUUGGAAGAGAUUGUUUAGCACACUGGCAUUCAUGGAAUUACCUUGACUUUUCAAAUGGAUUUUUAUUUGCAUUUACCUAUCACAUUAAGAGAACUUGUUUAUGGGGUGACCUGUACUGCUGCCCAUCUGAAAGAUACCGGAGGAAUAGUCAUAGAAAAUAUGAAAAAAGGCUAAACUGCAGUUAUUGGUUCUCAUAGGAAUGAGACUGGGAACCAAACAAUGACAUUGCCUUGAUUUAGUUCGAUUUGUUGCCACCCUUGUCAUUUCACUUUACUUAUUGGUUCCUCUUUAUACGACUGAUUAUCUUGACUCCGAAAGCAACAGAAAUUCUACAAUAAACUCUUGGGAGGUGACAUGAUUAAGUCAUUCAAAUCAAACAUUGGCUUUGCCUUUUGUAAGUUUGAGGUUGUCGAUUUUUGGUCAUUAAACAACGGAAUGGUUCUAAAACUGGCGAACUACAAAGUUUAUCUGAAGGGAUAACCGCCUGCGAGCAAAACACUGAUGGAGACAUUGAUUUGGGAGCAGAAAAGCGAUUUGGAAACCUGUGCAUCGGAGAACUUGAUUUCCAAAUCGGUCGAUCGAGGGGCAAGUCUGCUUCCAAUUUAAUGUCUUGUCACCCAAAGACUGGGGAAUUGUAAAGAUUAGUAUUUUUUAAAGAAUGUAUAAUGUGAAAGUUUGCUUUUGCUUGUUUUGUAUAAGGUAAUAUUGUGUAUAAGGUAAUAUUGUGAUCAUUGUUAUGAUCAAUAACUUUGAAUUGAGAGCAAUAUACUAAUUAAACCUGAUUCUUGUCACAGAAACCAUUUGUUUGGAAUAUCACAAGACAUUAGCCUACUUUAGUUGUAAUUUAUUCAAAUAUGCAAGUUAGACAUAAAAUCUGCUUCUUGUUGAAUCACUUUGGAGAUGGUAGCCGUGCAUCCUGAAGAUUCCUCUUC